AUGCGUUGCUUCACCAGCCUCGUGCUCGGCCUGCUGGCCCUGGAGGUGGUCCUCGCUCGGAACCUGCAGGAACAAGUCUUCAACUCAGUUCAGUCCAUGUGCCCUGACAGCUCCAGUGAGGAGGAAGGGUGCAUCAACUGUCAAAGCAGAGAGGCGUGCGCCCAGAACACCAUGUGUUCCUCCAGUUCCUGUGAUCAGACCAGCAAAAUUGUCAACAUUGGUGUUCCAAAAGCUGGCCGCUGCCCCUGGAAUCCACUCGGGAUGCUUGCUGCUGGGAUAUGCCCAAAGGUGGGAGGCUGCUUCAGUGACAGUGAAUGUUCUGGCAACAUGAAAUGCUGCAACGUUGGCUGUGUCAUGCAGUGUACACCCCCAAUGCCAGGUAUGCAGCAUCAAGACCCUGGCACCCCCUCUCCCCCAGACCUCCUCUGGCCACCACCUUACCUUUCAUCAGAUCCAAGAGCAGAUACGAUAAGCCUGAGCGCUGCAAAGAUGGCGACUGCGCAGAACGGGCGGAGGGCGUGGCUUCCGCACCAGAGCACUCAACCACCUAGCUUCCGGCGCGCGCCGGUGACGUACGUGAGCGCGCCGGGCCGCGUGGAGGCGGUACGGCUGAUGGAGGGCGCUGGCCGGUUGCGCAUUCGGUUCCGGCCUGCGAUUGCGCACGCGCCCCUCACCCCGCGUUGGACACGAGGCCCAGCCGGGGAAGCUAUACUGCCCGCAGUGACCCUUGGCGUCCCCUACCAGUUGCUUUUCGUGGUUCUGCAUUUUAGAUUUCAGGCUUGA
Molecule: messenger RNA, 783 nt
Organism: Apodemus sylvaticus (European woodmouse)
Lineage: Eukaryota; Metazoa; Chordata; Mammalia; Rodentia; Muridae
Exons: 5
Coding region: 1-783 (260 amino acids)
Cellular component (GO): extracellular region
Molecular function (GO): peptidase inhibitor activity
Source: RefSeq, a predicted model, not a curated record